Molecule: messenger RNA, 1022 nt
Organism: Saprolegnia parasitica CBS 223.65
Lineage: Eukaryota; Oomycota; Saprolegniomycetes; Saprolegniales; Saprolegniaceae
Exons: 8
Coding region: 30-923 (297 amino acids)
Molecular function (GO): fatty-acyl-CoA binding; protein binding
Source: RefSeq, a predicted model, not a curated record
UGGCCGUCGCUUGCAUUUUCCGGGCACCGAUGGAAGGCAACGCUGCGUGGGCGCUCGCGGGCUUGACGACGGUCGCCGCGGCCGCGGCCGGCUACUACAUUGCGACGCGCCAUGGGCGCAAGCAGCAUCGCGGCGGGUCGAAUACCGGUCUCUCGGGCCCCAUGACGCACUUGGACCUGCACUUUGAGCACGCCGCCGCCUUCGUAGCAUCGAGCAAGAAGCUCUCCAACGAAGACAAGCUCGUCUUGUACGCGUUCUUCAAGCAAGCAAGUAUGGGCGAUUGCAGCGCUCCCAAGCCGUCCGCGAUCGACUUUGUGGCAAAAGCCAAAUGGGACGCAUGGAUGGGGCUUCUCGGCAUGAGCCGCAACGAGGCCAAGAAGCGCUACAUUGAAGUCGUCUCGUCGAGCUGCAACGGCUACUCGUUCGGCGCCCCGAUCGCCGACGCCGUCGGUACGAGCGACGACGAGAGCGACGACGGCAGCAGUAGCAGCGGCGGCUUUUCCAUGGGCGGCGCCGCCAGCCAAGUCGUCGUCGACAAGACGACCAAAGAAUGGCAGGUUGUCGAGAACGCUUUUCAUUACGCGAGCACGGGCAACGCCGACGAGGUGCAAGCGUUCUUGGCCGCCAACGAGCGUGCGAUCGACGAGCAGGACGACGAUGGCCGGACGAUGUUGCAUUGGGCCGUGGACCGCGCGCAGACCGAGAUGGCGGCAUCGCUGCUCGCGCAGGGCGCCAACGUCAACGCGCAGGACAAAGACGGGAUGACGCCUCUGCACUACGCAGUGCUGUGCGAACACUUGCCGCUCGUUGACCUCUUGAUGACCCACGGAGCUGAUAUGAACCUCGGCGACGGAGACGGCGAGUCGGCCUAUGCCAGCGCGUCCGCGUCGCUUCGCGCGCACCUCGAGGAUUUGACCAAGUAGACGUUGGUAGAAGAAGCGCUUUCGUGGUAUUACUACAAGCAGCUUUUAUAAGAAUGCGUCGACGACGGCACGACCUAAUCUACUAGUACGUCGCGUGCC